This is a messenger RNA of Nakaseomyces glabratus, 1701 nucleotides long. RefSeq names its product acetyl-CoA:L-glutamate N-acetyltransferase (gene ARG2). Gene Ontology annotation, cellular component: mitochondrial matrix. The record is from RefSeq and is a predicted model, not a curated record. Lineage: Eukaryota; Fungi; Ascomycota; Saccharomycetes; Saccharomycetales; Saccharomycetaceae. Gene Ontology annotation, biological process: L-arginine biosynthetic process; L-ornithine biosynthetic process. Gene Ontology annotation, molecular function: L-glutamate N-acetyltransferase activity, acting on acetyl-CoA as donor.
AUGUGGGCUCACUUGUUCAAGCAUGGAUUCAAGUAUGAGCAACAAAACUCGUUGUCCAAGAGCCUUAUUCUGAGUGUUUUAAACUCUACUGCUACAAAGCGAGAAGCGAAGGAUUACUUGAUCAAGUAUGCUAAUGGAUCUUCAAACUAUCACUAUUUAUUGCUGAUCAGAAAUAUCGCCACGCAGAGUGAGAGGUCUUUACAUAGACUUUCGGACUCGAUAAGACGGUUGAAAUUCCUCGGUAUUAGUCCCGUAUGUGUUCUUUUACCCUCAGGUAGAAUACAAACGGAGGUUGAAAAAAUGGAUAAGCUCAUAACUCUAUCACAAUUGAAACCCUUAGUUUUGGACUACGGAUUGUCUAGGGCUUUUGACGGAAGUUAUGAGUCAAUCAUGCAGACUGCACUUGAUACCGAGUAUUGCACCACAAGAGGUAUUGUGCCAAUUGUGAAGCCAUAUAUAUAUGACCAGAGCACUGCUUCCCGUGGGUUAAUUUCAGAUCCUGUGCUGUUUAUGGACCAGUUAUCUAGGGAUAGCUCUUUAAAGUUUGAUAAAUUUUUUAUUCUGAAUAGAAGUGGUGGUAUCCCAUCUGGUGAACGUAACCAAAAUUCGCAUAUAUUUAUAAACCUUUCUCAAGAGUAUCAGAAGAUACAUAGAACAUUGACAAGUUCUAUUAGAACUAUAGUGGAAAGACAACCAAGAAGUGAAGAUUUGCUCGAUAGGUUGGAACUAUAUGUUAGGGAAAGUGACAUAAUAUCUUUGGAGGCGGAGUAUAAGGAGCACAUGGAGAACUUACAACUGAUGAAUACAGUCUUAUCCAACUUGUCUUCUAGUGCUACUGGAGUUAUAACAACUAUUAACGCUGCGUCCUCGCCAUCUGAUACUGUUAAUCCACUCGUUCAUAACCUCCUUACAGAUCGAUCAAUUAUCUCUUCUUCACUUCCCAGAUUCAAGAAUAAAUCUGGAAACUUUUUAAGCCCAAGUGGUCAAGAUUGGUAUGAAAUGCCAGUGGAGAUAGAAACAGAUGAGGAAACUCUACAAGGUGAAGAUUCAGUAUUCGUUACCACAGUGUUGAAGAAAGGUGUCGACAUCAAAGAAUUUGAUUAUUCUCAUCUUACUAGUGAAAAUACUGUCAAUCUUCCUAAACAAUUUCAAAUCAAGCUCCAUGAUGAAAGUACAUACAAUAAUUCAUGUUCAAAGUAUAAACUGGACUUGGUAAAAUUUAAAAACAUAAUUGAUAAAAGUUUCGGAAGGGAACUUGAUCUAAAUCAUUACCUAAACAGAAUAAACGGAAAGAUUGCAUCUAUUAUCAUUAUUGGCGAUUAUGAAGGAAUAGCUAUUCUAACUUACGAAGGACCACCGGAUAAUAAGUUUGUAUAUCUGGAUAAAUUUGCUGUUCUGCCACAUUUGAAGGGCUCCCUCGGUAUUUCUGAUAUUAUUUUUAAUCUGAUGUUUAAGAAGUUUCCUAGAGAGGUCGUUUGGAGAAGUCGUGCGAAUAACGUCGUGAAUAAAUGGUACUUUCAAAGAAGUGUUGCCGUACUUGACCUUUCAAUGGAACUAGAUGAAGGUGAUAUGCAAGAAAGUGAGUUCAAGUUAUUUUAUCAUGGAGAUCCAGAAUCUUCGCUCAAGUCUAUUGUAGCAAUAGAUCGUUUAAGAGAUCUAGCAAAAUAUGUGAGAAAUAUCAAGCCAAGCUGGGUCAAAUAG